UAAUUUUUAGUACAACUGACAGAUUUUGUUCUAUUAAAAAGUUUUAGCACGUCACUAGUUGUAAUUUUCAGUAAAGUAAUAUUUUGUGCAAAAAAAAAAGAAAGAAAAAAACAAAUUACGCCUUUUGUUAAAAGUAUUUUAAUAAUUUAAUAUGUGUACGGAUGUACAGUGAAUGUCAGAGGCUGUGAUUUAAAAUCGUUAUGGAAAAGUUUCCUUUGAAGGGGGUUCGAGAAAUUGUGGCAGAGGGAAAUAAUUAUUUAACAGCGUAUCAAUCGGUUUUGAAAAAGUCUAACGGUCAUACAUCUGGCAACGAAACCGAUUAUCAAGAUCAUCCUUUAGCGGCCCCAUCUUCGUCCGGUAGGAGUGCAGCUACAACAACUUUAACAACACCGGAUGAUGAUGAAAUGAUCGAUAUAACACCACACUCUAGUCCGGGAGACGGUUCUCAUCAUUUCAAUACUUACAGUCGCGGUAGUACCGCUGAUAAUUCCGAUAUGGAGAGAGAACGAGGAGAUUAUAACAGUCAUCAACAUCAUACUAACAAUAGUCAACAGCACCAACGUACACAUCAACAUGUGCCAACUCACACCGCUUUUGGAGAUUCAAUGGAUGGGGGCUUGUCGUUUUAUGGAUCGUCAGAACCAAAUGAUGACAUACCAGGAAUUGGACAGUAUGAAGAUUUUCAUACGAUAGAUUGGCAGCGUGAUAUUGCAAGAGAUCGUAUGCGUCAUCGAUACAUUGUGAAGAAACGUCAAGAUUCUCUGUGGGAUUUAGUCAAGGGAGCGCAUGAUGCUUGGUCGGGUUGGCUGUGUGUUUUGUUGGUGGGUAUAGCGGCGGGUUGUGUGGCUGGUAUGGUUGAUAUCGGAGCAAGUUGGAUGUCAGAUUUAAAACAUGGUAUCUGUCCACAAGCCUUUUGGUUUAAUCGUGAACAAUGUUGUUGGCCUACCAAACAAUCAGUUUUCGAAGAAGGCAAUUGUUCAACGUGGAAAACAUGGCCAGAAGUGUUUGGUCUAAGUCGAGAAGGCACUGGAGCUUAUAUUAUCUCGUACAUUUGGUUUAUACUUUGGGCGUUAUUGUUUGCCGCACUCAGCGCUUCAUUGGUGCGAAUGUUUGCUCCAUAUGCAUGUGGUUCUGGUAUUCCAGAAAUCAAAACAAUUCUAUCGGGUUUCAUUAUACGAGGCUAUUUGGGUAAAUGGACGUUACUGAUCAAGUCAGUGGGUUUAAUGCUUUCUGUCUCUGCCGGUCUAACCCUGGGCAAGGAAGGUCCUAUGGUUCACAUAGCCAGCUGUAUUGGCAAUAUAUUCUCGCAUCUAUUUCCAAAGUAUGGUCGUAAUGAAGCUAAAAAACGUGAAAUUUUGUCGGCAGCAGCGGCAGCUGGCGUAUCAGUUGCUUUUGGGGCACCAAUCGGAGGUGUUCUGUUCUCAUUGGAGGAGGUUUCAUACUAUUUUCCAUUGAAGACAUUAUGGCGAUCCUUUUUUUGCGCUCUGAUAGCUGCAUUCGUUCUACGAUCUUUAACACCGUUUGGAAAUGAACAUUCAGUGCUCUUCUUUGUGGAAUACAAUAAGCCUUGGAUAUUUUUUGAAUUGAUUCCCUUUGUCUUUUUGGGUAUAAUGGGGGGCAUAAUUGGUACAUUAUUUAUUAAGGCGAACUUGUGGUGGUGUCGCUUUAGAAAAUUCAGCAAAUUGGGCCAAUAUCCUGUAACAGAAGUUUUGGUCGUUACUUUAAUCACCGGCAUAAUUUGCUAUCCAAAUCCAUUUACACGCAUGAAUAUGAACGAAUUAAUCUAUUUGUUAUUUAGCCAAUGCUCACCAGGAGACGUUUCAAAUCCACUUUGUGAUUACACUCGCAUGAACAUAACAAAUGCUUCAUCAUCAAUAGAAGUGACACAACUGGGUCCUGGUGUGUAUCGUGCAAUAGGUUUAUUGGUUUUGGCCUUUUUCUUAAAAUUGGCAUUGACAGUAUUUACUUUUGGUAUGAAAGUUCCAGCUGGCCUUUUUAUACCAUCCCUUUUAUUGGGUGCAAUUAUGGGCAGAAUAGUGGGUAUUGCCGUCGAACAAUUUGCUUAUAGCUAUCCGAAUGUAUGGUUCUUUACGGGCGAAUGUGUAACGGGUAACAAUCUUAUCACACCGGGUCUCUAUGCUAUGGUAGGAGCGGCAGCUUGCUUAGGUGGAGUAACACGGAUGACAGUGUCUCUUGUUGUAAUAAUGUUUGAAUUGACUGGCGGUGUUGGUUAUAUUGUACCAUUAAUGGCAGCUGCUAUGGCAUCAAAAUGGGUUGGUGAUGCUCUAGGUAGACAGGGUAUUUAUGAUGCACAUAUUGCAUUAAAUGGUUAUCCUUUCCUUGAUAGUAAGGAAGAAUUUGCACAUACAACCCUAGCAGCUGAUGUUAUGCAACCAAAACGCAAUGAAACAUUAAAUGUUAUAACACAAGACUCCAUGACGGUCGACGAUAUCGAAACAUUACUCAAAGAAACGGAACAUAAUGGAUACCCAGUGGUUGUUUCUAGAGAAAAUCAGUAUCUCGUUGGUUUCGUAUUGCGUAGAGAUCUAAAUUUGGCUUUAGGCAAUGCUAAACGUUUUAUUGAAGGCAUCAAUGGUCAAUCUAUAGUAUUAUUCACAUCUACAGCUCCUGUGCAAAAUCUAGGGCCUCCACCCCUGAAACUGAAAAAGAUAUUAGACAUGGCUCCCAUUACGGUAACAGAUCAAACACCCAUGGAAACUGUAGUGGAUAUGUUCCGUAAAUUAGGUUUGAGACAAACUCUUGUAACUCAUAAUGGACGUUUGUUGGGUGUUAUAACAAAGAAGGAUGUUCUGAGGCAUGUGAAGCAGAUGGACAAUGAAGAUCCCAACACAGUUUUAUUCAACUAAAUGAUAUUUUAUUGUAAACAAAUUUAAAACAAAACCAGAGCGGAUGUGGUUAAUUAAAAAAGAAUUUCUAGAUUAAAUAUCAUAAUGUAAAAUCGCCCUUCCUCAAUUUAUCAUCAACAAAAAAGAAAAAAAAUAUCAACCAUAUCGUUAUAAAAUAAAUUUUAAUGCUCCAAGAUGGUACGAUUGCUGUACAUUAUUGAUAAAUUGAUUGAUGGUUGCAAACUGAGCUUAGUUUCAUCGGAAUUUAAUUGUUUGAUUAUUACAAUUUCUUUCUUUUUUAUUUCGCAUACAAUUGUGGUUUAAAUAAAAUGUUAUACACUUUAGUAAUUUAUGUAAUUAGUAUAUAUUUAAUUGUAUUAAUAUUAAUAAUAAUGAUAACGAUGAUGAUGAUGAUGAUGAUUAUAAGAAAAUUAUGUAUAAAAUGAAAAGUAGAAAAUUCCAAUCAAUUAUAUUCACAUUAAAAUAUUUUACAUUAAAAACAUCACUGUAUAUUUAUUAUAAAUUUAAUUUGUCUAAAUGAUGACUUUGUUUAUUUUUUUAAAAACAUUUUAGUUUUUUUUGUUAUAUGAUUUUUGUACUAUUUUAAGGCCCUUUUUUAAAACGAACGAAAUAGUGGCCAAGAAAGUACCAACCACUUUUCGUAAGUAUUAUAGAAGUGGGUACUUAAUAUAAUAAAAAUACCUAUUAAUGCAACUCUUUGCAAACAUAUUUAUUUAUUAAUUACAUACAUCUCUUUGUAUAAAUCAUAACGAGGGAUAUAUAAACUAUUUCAAUGUAAAGGUAUGUUUUCUUGGUACGUAAAAUUUGGUACUUUUGUCAAUUCAUGUCAAUGAGUUACACUAUUUGGUAUUUAUUAUCUAUUAUGCCCUUAACUAACAAAAUAUUUAUUUUAAAACCAAACAUUGAAUGAUCACUUGAUUGAUUUAUUGAAUGAAAAUUGUGUGUGUAUUCCAUAGUAAAUUAUAUUUUCAUAUGUUACUUAUUAUUAUUUCUUUUUUUGUAUGUCUCAAUAACAAGAAUAAAAUAAAUAAAAAAAGUAUAUUAUGUAUUACGUAUACAAAA
Calliphora vicina (urban bluebottle blowfly) is the source of this 3929-nucleotide messenger RNA. RefSeq names its product chloride channel protein 3 (gene ClC-c). NCBI's taxonomy places the organism in Eukaryota, Metazoa, Arthropoda, Insecta, Diptera, Calliphoridae. Gene Ontology annotation, biological process: chloride transport; transmembrane transport. The coding region runs from base 201 to 2867 and encodes 888 amino acids. The transcript is spliced from 13 exons. Gene Ontology annotation, molecular function: voltage-gated chloride channel activity. Gene Ontology annotation, cellular component: Golgi apparatus; early endosome; plasma membrane. The record is from RefSeq and is a predicted model, not a curated record.